Molecule: messenger RNA, 3517 nt
Organism: Leptinotarsa decemlineata (Colorado potato beetle)
Lineage: Eukaryota; Metazoa; Arthropoda; Insecta; Coleoptera; Chrysomelidae
Gene: PEK
Product: pancreatic eIF-2alpha kinase
Source: RefSeq, a predicted model, not a curated record
CUUUAUAUCUGACAGUUGGAUGCAUUUUCUUAUUGGUGUUUUGGUAAAUCGAAUGAUUAUUUACUAUUUGUGGUUAUCCUAAAAUGUUAUAAUUCGAAGAUGUAUUCCCUUCUGAUUUUAAUGACUUUUUUCCCCUCGAUAAUUUCCGUCAGCGUUGAAAUUCCUUCUCUGCCUCACUGUCCAGAUACGAAGGAAUCUGGUGUUGUGAUAGUCAGUACAUUAGAUGGAAAACUAUCGGCUCUCAAUUCUACUGGUUCAUUAGUUUGGCAAUUAGAAACAGGACCAGGACCCUUACUGUUAUCUAAUAUUCACAAACUUGAGCUAACAAAUAAUGGGGAAUGGGUUAGAAUAAUUCCAUCUUUGACAGGAACUCUGUAUAAAUUUGAUGGUUCAACUAUUGAUCCCAUACCAAUAACUGCUGAAGAACUUCUCAAAUCAUCGUUUCGCUAUUCGGAUGAUCUUGUUAUAGCAGGGGGAAUUGAUGUAAGAACUUAUGGAGUUGGUUUUAGAUCUGGAACAUUAUACUAUGAAUGCACUUCUGUCAAAUGUUCUAAUAAAGAUGACCAAAACGUGGAUGAUGUGCUAUUGAUUGAGAGAAGUACCCAUACAAUUAGAGCUGUGGAGCCAAGAACAGGAACUGAAAGGUGGAACUUUAGCGUAGGCCUUCACAAUGUCAAGCUUCCAAAAGUUAGCUGCAUCAACCCCAAUAUCCAGUUGUUCAACUGGAACGUAACCGCUGUUUUGCCUGAAGGAAAAAUAAAAGCGUCCAUCAGCCAUAACGAUCAAGUGCAGAGUUGGAUCCACACAUUUUCUGCUCCUAUUGUAAGAGUAUGGAGGUGGACUGGUAAAAAUUUAGUAGAAAUAAAUCUCUUUGCUCCUAGAAAUAUGCCAAACAUCAUUAUUGAUGAGUCAUUGUGCCCUUCUAUUUAUUUAGCCAUGCAUAAUAAACAGCUGUAUGUUCAUGAAUCUGCAUUCAUGCAGAGGGCUAUUCGCGGUAAAAUAAGUUCUAAUGUGGAAGUUUCUGAAAGUAGGAGUAUUGCCAAAAUACCUUGGAAACCAAUUCCUGCUUCUGCAGAAAAACCGGAGGAAGAUUCCACAGCUCUUUCUGUCUUGAAUGGGUCAGAAUAUGUAAAUGGACAAGGAUUUUACUUAUUCUCAGAAAAAGAUCAAAAUGAAAAGGACACUGUCAUUUGCCAAUCAAAUGAUAGUUAUGUUGAAACUCUGGUUGAAAAAAAUGAUGCAAGAGGACUAUUUUACUUGUUUUGUUGGUAUGGAAAGGAGAUUUCGCUUAUGGCCAUUACCCUGAUCAUCUGCCACUUCUUAUUUCGCAUGUGGCAUCAGCAACGAUUGAACCCCGAUCUUUUGUUGAUACAACCAGUAGAACGACAGAUUGUACCUGUAUCAAAUGUGCCUCAAUCAAACAUAGCUGAAUUAAACAUAGCCGAAAGAAGAAUAUCUGAGAGGGAAAAUGAUUCAUUUUCAUCGCGUUAUUUGAAUGAUUUUGAAACUAUCAGAUGUCUUGGUAAAGGUGGUUUUGGGGUGGUUUUUGAAGUUAAACAAAAAUAUGAUGAGCAGUCUUAUGCAAUCAAGAGGAUAACAUUACCUAAUGAGGGAAAAUCUAGAGAACGAGUUAUGCGAGAAGUUAAGGCCUUAGCAAAAUUAGAGCACCAGAACAUUGUCAGAUAUUUUUGUUCCUGGGUAGAAAAUCCCCCCUCUGGAUGGCAACAUGAACAUGAUAAAAUCUGGAUGGGAGAAACUUCUAUGAACUCUGAGUCUUCAGUUUCAACAUUUACUCAUAAAGAGAAACGUAGCAAGUCGGUGUCAAUAAGCAUUGAUGUUUCUCCAAUAGAACAUGACUCUGAACUGCCCUCCAUUGUUCCUGAAAUGGAUGAUGAUGAAGAUGAAGAUGAUUCCUAUAUAGUAUUUGAAAAUUCACCUGGACAGGAAAUAACAGUUUCCGAAAGUGAUAAAGAUAAUUCAGUUCCAACUGAGGAUCCCACUAGUUCUACUCAUUCAAAGAAAAAAAUUAAUUGGAGAAGACCUUCUCGUAGACAUCACUCGUGGGAUUUACGUUCGAAGAAUAAUUCUUUGGAACCGAAGGAUCCUCCAGUUUUCUUGUACAUCCAAAUGCAGUUGUGCCAAAAGGACAGUUUGAAAGAAUGGCUAAGAACCAAUAGCUACCGAGAUUAUGAUUUCGUUAUAGAUAUUUUUUCACAGAUAUUAGAAGCUGUCCAAUACGUUCACCUACAAGGGCUCAUUCAUCGGGAUUUGAAACCAGGAAAUAUAUUUUUCUCUUUAGAAGGUAAAAUCAAAGUUGGAGAUUUUGGCUUGGUAAAAGAUAUGGAAGAUCCAUUUGAUUUGGAUCAGAUAAAGAAAGGAUCAUCACCACACCGCGGACAUACUAUUGACGUUGGCACCCAUCUCUAUAUGAGUCCAGAGCAAUUGGAGAGUCGUAGUUAUAAUUAUAAAGUGGAUAUUUAUUCUUUGGGGAUUAUUUUAUUCGAGUUACUUGUUCCUUUUUCGACUGAAAUGGAAAGAGGUAAAAUGUUGUCCAAUCUCAAGAAAAACAAGUUUCCUGAAGAUUUUCAACAAAAGUUUCCUAAUGAGUAUGACUUAUUGCAAAAUAUGCUGUGCAAGGAGCCCAAUAAGCGUUUAACCACCAUUGGGAUCAUGUCAAGACCUCCAUUCAACAGGCAGGAUUCCGGAUUCAGAGAUGAAUGCCAUUACCAACUGACAAGUGUUCUGAAAAACUGAUUUCAUACUUAUUUUUAAGUAACUCUCUUAUUCAUGUGAAAGCUUUAUUUUAUAUUUAAGGACUUAACUUGUAAGAGGAACUCGAGUAGCUGUGAUCUAUAAGCAAUGUACAGUGUUACAGUUGUUAGUUAUUUCCAUAAUCUUACUUGUUUUUAGUUUUUUAUAGACUGUUCAAAUUUUAUUGGAGUUGUAAGUGUCACUCGUAUAGUAUUUUCAUGAACAUUCCUAAAUAGAAUCGAAACAUCAGUUUUUUGUUGGAUAACUUUCAGUAUAGUUUUACAUUAUAUGUUUCUAGACUUUUCAGGGUAGUCAAAUAUUUUGAUGGACUAUUUAUGGAAGUUUCAAAAUGACUUUUCUUACCAUUUCAUGAACAUUAUUAGAAUCGUCCAUAUUUUAGGUGAAUUUCAUUCACAUUUAUUAAGUUUAUUUACUUCAAAAAACUGUAUUCGUUCAAUACCUGUAUUGUGAUUGAACUACUUUCUUUGCAUAUUUAUUCCCAUUUAGAAUGAUCUUUAUUUUUUACUUUGCAAACUUUUGUUAGAUGGCCAGUUUGUACAUCAAUGAUUAUGCAUUUUAUCGUUUUUUCAUUAUCUAACGAUUUUUUGAGGUUUGCCAAGUUCUACCACAUUAUUUUUCCUACUAGUUUUGAAUUUCAGGCUAUAUUAGUAAUUGAAUAAGUUUUAAGUGCAAAGAACUGAAUCAAUUUGUUGCAUUUAAUGCUCAUUUAUUUUCAUAAAUAUUAAUAAACGAAUAUUUUUCAUAA